This is a messenger RNA of Sinocyclocheilus rhinocerous, 2987 nucleotides long. Its product is annotated as dnaJ homolog subfamily C member 11-like. Gene Ontology annotation, biological process: cristae formation. The record is from RefSeq and is a predicted model, not a curated record. Bases 106 to 1800 code for a protein of 564 amino acids. NCBI's taxonomy places the organism in Eukaryota, Metazoa, Chordata, Actinopteri, Cypriniformes, Cyprinidae. The transcript is spliced from 16 exons.
UCCCAGCCUGGGGGUGGCGCUGAAGACCUUCAUGCGCUUCGUUUCUGCGCACCAAAGUCAGCGUAGUUUGAUCUGGCGCUGGGGCGGGGAUGAAAGGUGGUAAAUAUGGCGGCGGCCUUGGGGGAAGAUGAAAUCGACAAUGAUGACUAUUAUUCUCUGUUAAACGUCCGCAGAGAGGCCACACAGGAUGAGCUCAAGGCUUCAUAUCGACGCCUUUGCAUGCUCUACCACCCAGACAAGCACAGAGAUCCAGAGCUUAAGAGGCAGGCAGAGCAGCUUUUUAACUUGGUUCACCAGGCCUAUGAAGUACUAAGGGAUCCACAAUCUAGAGCAAUCUAUGACGUAUAUGGGAAGAGAGGGCUGGAAGUGGAAGGAUGGGAGGUAGUGGAGAGGAAAAGAACGCCAGCAGAGAUCCGUGAAGAAUAUGAGCGACUUCAAAGAGAGAGAGAGGAGAGGAGACUACAGCAAAGGACCAACCCAAAGGGGACAAUAAGUGUGGGUAUUGAUGCGACAGACCUCUUUGAUGCCUAUGAGGAGGAUUAUGAAGAGAUCUCUGGUGGUGGUGGUGGCGGCGGCGGCUUACCGCACGUUGAGAUCAACAGGAUGCACAUAUCCCAGUCAAUAGAGGCCCCUUUGACAACCUCAGACACAGCCAUUCUUUCUGGCUCUCUCUCCACACACAACGGCAAUGGAGGAGGAAACAUAAACGUGGCCUUGCGACGAGUUACCUCAGCUAAGGGCUGGGGAGAAGUUGAGUUUGGGGCAGGAGACACACAUGGCCCUCUCUUCGGGUUGAAGAUUUUCCGUAACUUGACUUCACGCUGCUUCACUACGGCUCAUUGUGGCAUGCAGUUUUCAUCCCGUGGUAUACGGCCGGGUCUCACUACUAUGCUUGCACGCCACCUGGACAAAAACACUAUGGGUUAUUUACAGUGGCGCUGGGGAACUCAGUCUUCCAUGAACACCAGCAUCGUCAGGGACACCAAAAGCAGUCAUUUCACCUUCGCUGUGCAGUUGGGAAUUCCACAUACAUUUAUCAUGAUGAGCUACCAGUACAAAUUCCAGGAUGAUGAUCAGACCAAGAUCAAGGGCUCUGUCAAGUCAGGGUUUUUCGGUACGGUGGUGGAAUAUGGUGCCGAGACUAAGAUCAGUCGCCACAGUGUCCUGGGCGCUACCGUCAGUGUUGGAGUACCUCAAGGCGUCUCUCUCAAGAUCAAGUUGAACCGAGCGAGCCAGACGUACUUCUUCCCCAUUCACUUAACAGACCAGCUUCUACCCAGCGCUGUUUUUUAUGCCACUGUCGGACCCCUUGUGUUCUACUUGGCCAUCCAGCGGCUAGUUAUCAGACCUUACGUUCGUGCUCAGCAGGAACAGGAGAUUGAGAAGCAGCGGGAGAGCUCGGCAUCAGACAUUGCCAAGAAGAAGCAAGAGGCAGAAGCAGCUGUUCUGCUGAUGCAAGAGUCUGUGCGUAGAAUUAUCGAAGCAGAGGAGUCCAGAAUGGGUCUGAUCAUCCUCAACGCCUGGUAUGGCAAGUUUGUGACAGACAACAGCCGGAAGCACGAAAGGGCAAGGGUCAUUGAUGUGACGGUGCCUCUACAGUGCCUGGUGAAGGACUCCAAGCUCAUUCUCACAGAAGCCUCUAAGGCUGGGUUGCCGGGCUUCUACGACCCCUGUGUAGGUGAGGAGAAGAGUCUGAAGAUGCUGUAUCAGUUCAGAGGUGUGAUGCACCAAGUUCUAUGUGGUGACACAGAAGCACUCAGGAUACCAAAACAAUCCCACAGGAUUGAUAAUGACAGUUAGGAACAUGUAUCUCUUGAGCUGAAAGGGACAGUUUGGACUGGUAUAGACUGAUGAGACACAGAUGUUCUGGAGUAGUGCCCUGGAAACACUCUGUGCGCUUAAAAGUCUUCAUAUACCUAUUUAUCCUUUAUUUUGUGCGGUUUUAAAAAUUAUUCUACAUGAUGUCUGUUUUCAAAUUAGAACAUUUAAUUUGCUGAAUUUCCAUGAAUAAAAAUACCCUUUCCCAGAAAAAGUUAAACAAAGGCCCCCUUCCUCAAAUAUGGAUCCACAACGGUGCCUGUAAUCAGCACUCAGCAGAAAGAGCUAUUUUACCCUCAUUACAUCACAGAGAAAACAUUGCUGCUUGAUCCUACUCACUGAAUCCCACAGGAGCUGGUGUAACCCAGCUGUCAGCCUUCUUUCUAUAUCUGACUUUUUGUACCACCAGCUUCCAAAUAAAUGAUCUUGCAAAUGUUCAGGAUGCAAAGCAUGUUCUUAGUAAAACCCUGGCUGCUUAAUCAUUUGCAUUAUUUUUCUCUUUCAUCCCAAUCCCUUGAGUCUAAUAUUUGGAGGCCCACCUCUCGUACUUCACGUCUGCCAGCAGUUUCAUAGGAAUUGAAGGGGCCAAUGCACACAAUAUGCCGGUACUGUCUAUUGCGUGCUGGUUGAGGAAACAGAAUGUGAACUGUAUACUAAAUCUCAUGUAGGGCUAGUCUCCCACCUUGUGUCCAAAGACUUGAAUAGCAGUGGAUGAAGGGAUAAUAGUGGAAUGUCCUCUGUUUAUAUUUUAGGCUCAAUCUCCCUUUAUCACUGCAUUUUAGUGCCAUAAUUCAUACAUGGAAGAUCUAAACCCCCAUUACAGUCUUUGGUUGAUUAAAACUUUUUGUUGCCUUUUUGGUAUUUGGGAUCUGUAUGCAAGAAAAUUCAUUUGUCGUGGUAAAUGAUUAAUCUUUUAUUUAAAAGACUGGCUGUAUGGAUUUUUUUUUUUCCUUUUUGAGAAGUAUAAUUUAUAUGAAAUGUGUCCAUUCUGCACACUUGCCAUUUGAAUGAUGUUAAAAAAAAAAGACAAUCUAUAAUUGAUGGCUGGAGUAUCGGUUUGUUCAAAGGUGUUUGUUAUACUUUAUCUAAUGGCCUACCAUUUGCAGCAAGUAUAGACUGUCAUUUUUAAAAUAAAUCAUCAAGGAACAAUGGAAUUGUAUAUUGUGUUU